This is a messenger RNA of Erinaceus europaeus (western European hedgehog), 5722 nucleotides long. RefSeq names its product tankyrase 1 binding protein 1 (gene CNOT12). Gene Ontology annotation, biological process: double-strand break repair; cellular response to ionizing radiation. Lineage: Eukaryota; Metazoa; Chordata; Mammalia; Eulipotyphla; Erinaceidae. The transcript has 12 exons. The record is from RefSeq and is a predicted model, not a curated record. Gene Ontology annotation, cellular component: nucleus; heterochromatin. The coding region runs from base 239 to 5257 and encodes 1672 amino acids.
GAGGGAGGGGGCGAGUUAGGAGGGGAGGGGAGCGGGGAAGGGGGAGGCCGGGCGGGCUGCAGGGUGGAGCUGCAGGUUGGGGUGGAGCGGGUUUUUCCCGUCUUCUGGUAGGUGAUUCAAGGGUAGCCUUCAGACUGGCGGCCCCUCAGGCCCUGAGUAGUUAAGAGUAGGCACCCCCAGACAGGCCUCUCUUCAGACCCAAGGGGUGUCUCCCUUGGGAAGGGUCCGGCCACAGGUGAUGAAAGUGGUCACUCUCAGGGACAGUGUGGCCAUGGCUUCCCCAGCGCCCCAGGAGACGGAGGAGGAGCUGGUGUCUGCUGGCCCUGAGCCAGGUGAGCCAGGUGACCCUCGGACCAAACCCCCUGUCAAGCCCAAACCCCGGGCACUGCCCACCAAGCCAGCUCUGCCCGCCAAGCCCAGCCUGCUGGUGCCUGUUGGCCCCCGGCCCCCCCGGGGUCCCCUGGCCGAGCUGCCUUCUGCCCGGAAGAUGAAUCUGCUGGCGGGACCCCAGCCCUAUGGGGGCAGCAAGCGGCCUCUUCCCUUUGCACCGAGGCCUGCUGCGGAGGCCUCUUCUGGAGGAGAGACUGGGAAGAAGGAGGAGCCGGUCAAGGAAGAGACACCACCCCCUCUGACACCCCCAGCCCGCUGUGCUGCUCCUGGGGGUGUGCGCAAGGCCCCUGCCCCCUUCCGGCCCACCCCGGAGCGCUGCGGAGCCUCCACGGUGGAGGAGAUCCUGGCCAAGAUGGAGCAGCCUCGGAAGGAGGUCCCCCCAAGCCCCGACCGCCUCUGGGGCUCCCGGCUCACCUUCAACCAUGAUGGCAGCUCCAGAUACGGCCCCAGGACCUAUGGCGUAGCCCCCGGGCCCAGGGAGGAGGAGGAGGAGGAUGCUGGGAUGCUGUCCCGGGCCUGGUCCCAGGAUGUGCCAGCCAAGUCUCCCACCGUUGGCCCAGAAGAGCCCAGACGGAGCCCUGAGGAGAGGAGUCCUCGUUCAGACCAAGCCUUCAAUGGGGACCUGGCUCAGCUGGGCAGCUCUGAGCCACCUGCCAAUGAUGUUUCCAAGCCCCAGGUGCCCUCAAGUCCAGACCCAGCCUGUGAAAAUGGAGGGACCUCCAGCCCAGGCCCCCCCACUGCCCUCUCGGACCCUGUGCAGGGCUCUCCCCAGCUCCGUUCCCCAGCUGCAAGCUCUCCCCAACACCCUCAGCCUCUGGAAGCCCACGUUCCCGAAGCUUCUCUCCACCUCCCCCAGCCUCCCGCCUCUCCAGCCUCGGCCCUGCCCGAGGGGGGCUCCCACCAUCUACCCAGCCCGGUGCUCCCUGCUGCAGGGACCCUAGAGAGCCCCAGAUCUAGCAGUCCCCCCCUCGUAAAGGUCUUGGGGUGCCGCAGCCCAGAGCAGCCCCCAGACACCUUGGCUCGGCCCCUGAUGGAAGGCGGGGAGAUGCCGGAUCUCUCUCGGACGUUCCCACCUGGCCUGGAGGAGGAGGCGGCAACAGCCCCGGGGACCCCCCGCCCCACCAGCCUGGCCCAGCGCCGGUUUUCUGAGGGUGUCCUCCGUCCGUCUGUGCAGGACCACGAGAAGCUGGGGGGCUCCCUGGUGGCCCUGGCCCAGACUCAGGGCAGUAGCCAGUCCGCCCUGGACCGCCCCUUUGGCAGCGGGACGGAAUCCAACUGGAGCCUGUCACAGUCCUUUGAGUGGACCUUCCCCACACGGCCCUCGGGUCUCGGGGGGUGCCGGCUGGACUCCCCGCCCCCCUCGCCCAUCACUGAAGCCACGGAGGCUGCUGAGGCUGCAGAGGCUGGAGACUGGGCCUCCUCCGUCAGGGAGGACCAAAGACCUUGGCCGGCUCCAGAGGGCUCGGGCAGACUGGGCCCCGGGGUGCAGGCGGAUGAGCUGGGCACCCCUAAGACCCCAAAAGAGAGUCAGCCUCUAGCCCCUGCCAGGGCCCCAGAGCCCCUUGCAGCUGCAGAGAGCCCACCUGGAUCGGCCUUGCUGCAGGCAGAAGAGAGGUGUGGGGAGAGGGAGCCCCUGGCUGGGCAGGAGUCCCCACUGACCCCCACACCCCAGGAAGCUGCCCUGCCCAUCCUGGAGCCCAUCCCGGGCCAGCAGCAGCCGGCUCCCUCGAACCAGCCCUGCAUCCUGUUCUUCGACGCUCCAGGCCCCAGCCAGGCACUGCCCGUGGAGGAGGAGCCCGUGACCCUGGCCCAGGUGGAGACCACCCAGCCCAGGACCGGGAUGGAGACGCAGGACCCCCGUCACGUGUCCCCUGAGCCCGAGGGCUCACGCUGGCUGGAUGACCUCCUGGCCUCACCACCUCCCGCCACUGGAGGUGCCCGACGUGGCGUGGAGCCCAAGGAUGCGCCCCUAGCACCCGCGCAGACCCCGAAUACCUGCCCCGAGGGGCUGCUCGGCUGGUCCCAGAAGGAUCUACAGAGUGAGUUUGGCAUCGCUGCUGACCCCCACCCUAGCGACUCGUUCAGCACCCCCAGCUGGUCCCAGGAGGCGUCUCAGGACUAUGCCCUGGUGGGUGUCAGCCCCAGAGGGGACCUGGGCCUCAGAGAACCUAACUGGUCCAGCAGGUGCGGGCCGGGUGCCGGGGAAGAGAGCACCAGGGAGUGGGCCAGCCGGCACGGCCUGGGCCCCGAGGAGUUGCGAGGGGGCAGCCCCGACGGCAGCCCGGUGCCCACCCCCGGAGGGCUGGCGGCCCAGGCCCGGGUGAUCGGGAAGCCCAGCCAGCAGAACCCGGAGGCCGAGGUCCUUCCAGACUGGGAGUUCCAGAAGCGGGAGCCCCAGGGCACUUACUCCAGCCGGGACGCCGAGCUCCAGGACCAAGAGUUUGGGAAGAGAGACUCCCUGGGCAGUUACAGCAGCCAGGAGGCCCGACUGCAAGACUGGGAAUUCGGAAAGAGGGACUCACUGGGCGCUUACAGCAGCCGUGACGCAGAGGGGCAGAGCCUGGACUCAGGGAGGAAUAGCCACCUGGGCAGGUACGAAGAGGAGGAGAAGGAGGAGGAGGAACAGGAGUUUGGGACACGGGAGUCUUUGCUCAGCACAUACAGCCAGGCAGCAGAGCAGCUGCCUGAGCAGGAUUUUGGCAAGAGUGCUUGGAUGGGUAGCUAUAGUGACAGCACCCCCCAGGACAGAGGCUUCGGCCCCAGAGCCCAGAGCGCCGGCUUCAGCCCCAAGGACGCCCAACAGCAGGACGAGGAGUUUGAGAAGAAGACCCCAAGUGGAGACGGUCUGGGUGAGGUGGGCAGGGGCACCAGCCAGCUCGAGGAACGAGGGUCGGGGGACCUGUUCAGCCCCAGCACCCCCGUUUCACAGGCUGGGGUGCUGGGACAGAAGGACCAGAGUGGCUGGCAAAGCAGCAGCACCGGCCCGGAGACCCAGAGCCCAGCAGACGGGGAGGCGGGCCAGCUCGGCUGGGCCAGCGAAUUUUGCCUUGGCCUCGACCCCCAGCUGGAGAUGACCUUCCGUGCAGGCCAGCAAAACUGGAGCGGUGGCUUCUGCACUGAGACUGCUGACAGGAGCCAUCAGUUUGGCAUCAUUGGCAAUGACCGGGCAGGUGAUGCCAGCCCAAGUCCCCCGGACACCGGCGGCCGCUUCACCUCUGAGAAGCCCUCAGCCGAACCUAUGGACUGGGCAGAUCAGCUGGGUCUCCGGAACUUGGAGGUGCCCAGCUGUGUGGUCUCGGGGGGUUUGAGCGAGGCCAGGGAGGAAACCGUGGGGCGUAUGGGCUGGUCAGACGAGCUGGACGCGAGAGACGUGGACACGGCUGGCCGUUCAGAGACGGGAGGGUCCGAGGAUCCCAGGGGGCUGGACGUCGGGGAGGAAGACUGGACUCUGGGCUUGUCUGGGCCUGGGGAGGUGGGAAGCCUCAGCCAGACCAGGGAGAGUGGUGUGGGACAGACCGACUGGUCAGGUGUGGAGGCCGGAGAGUUCCUCAAGUCCAGGGAGCGUGGCGUGGGGCAGGCUGACUGGACCCCGGACUUGGGGCUGAGAAACAUCGCCCCCCGGCCGGGCUGUAGCCCCAGCGAGCUCAGGCCAGGGCAGGUGGACUGGACCGACAACCUGGGCCUGAGGAAUUUGGAAGUGCCCUGUGCCAUGGAGCCAGAAGGCUCUCGGGGAUGUGGAGUGGGGCAGAUGGACUGGACCCAUGAAGUGGGGCUCCUCAGGGGCCCCCGGGAAGCCAGGGAGCUCGGGGUGGGGGAAGUGAGCCAGCCUCCAGAGCCAGGCCUCAGGGACAAUGACAUCUCGUCCCCCGGCCUGGAGGCCACGGAACUGUCAGAGAUCAGGGAGCUGGGGGUCAGAGAGAUGAGUGGUCCAGAGACCCCCGGCAAAGCCCACUCCCCACCUGCCUUGGAGGAACACCUGGGAAUGGACACGGGAGAUGCCCCCAGCUUUGGAGCCAGCCCCUCUGGAUGCCCGGCCCGCUCCCCACCCUCCGGCGCCCAGGCCCCGCUGGGGGAGAUGCUAGCGGCUAGCAGCACCAAGGCCGCAGCCCACAGGGAAUCCUCAGCUUCGAGCCUCAGGGGCCUGUCGGAGGAGGAAGAUACCACUGUGGGUGCUGACCGAGGGGAGUCCCACGGGGACCCCCUGCCUUCCUGGAGACCUCAACCUGAUGGCGAAGCCAGCCGGACCGAAGAGGUGGACGGCAGCUGGGGCCCAUCAGCCCAGGGCCCGCUGCAGCCCCCCCGGCGGCCCUCCCAGGGGCCUCCCUCCAGCUCCCUCAGUCAGGACUUCUCCUUCAUUGAGGACACCGAGGUCCUUGACAGCGCCAUGUACCGGAGCCGUGCCAGCCUGGGGCGCAAGCGAGGGCACCGGGCCCCCGCCAUCCGGCCCGGCGGCACCCUGGGCCUGUCAGAGUCAGCAGACUCGGAGGCACGUCUGUUCCAGGACUCGACAGAGCCACGAGCUUCUCGCAUGCCCUCGUCAGAUGAAGAGGUGGUAGAGGAGCCCCAGAACCGCCGGACACGGAUGUCCCUGGGCGCCAAGGGGCUGAAAGUCAACCUCUUCCCUGGCCUGAGCCCGUCAGCCCUGAAGGCCAGGCUGCGCCCCCGGAACCGCUCUGCUGAGGAGGGAGAGCCUACGGAGAACAAGUCGAACCAGAAGGAGUCCGCCGUCCAGCGCUCCAAGUCCUGCAAGGUCCCAGGGCUGGGAAAGCCCCUCACGUUACCUCCCAAGCCAGAGAAAUCCUCAGGGUCAGAAGGGUCAUCGCCCAAUUGGCUGCAAGCCCUGAAGCUGAAGAAGAAGAAGGUGUGAAGAUGCCGAGGUCUUUCCCAUCUGGACGUCUCAGGCAGUUCCUGUGGGGUCCCCGCUGGGGCCCUACCACACCCCCAACUGCAGCCUCUGCCCCCCACUCCACCUCUGAGGAGCAUCUGGGGAGGCACAUUUAUGCACUUUGUACCCCCCACCCCCAUCCCAGCAUCCCCUCUUCCCAACCUAGAUUCAGUUCUCAGUGGUUGAACGUUUUGGUCCCUCCUUAUCUUCUUCCGUGUCUUCCCCUCUGCUUUCUUUUCCAUCCUCCCCUCCUCCCCCUCUUUUUUUUUUUUUCUUUUGAUACCAAUUUAUAGCAUUUUUUAUAAAAAGCCUUUGAUUUUUUUGUAAUGGGUGGAACCCUGCCCCCGUCCACCCCACCCUGGGUCUCCCUCCACCCUGCUUGGGGUGCACCACAGAGACCGAUGGACAUUUUGUCACUUGAAACAAUAAAGUUUUUUGGGAAUUGGU